UUUCCUGUCGGAGGUUACAGAGCGCGAGACGGUAGAGACGCUGCAGUCGGAGGAGGCAGAAGAUCCUGGAUUUAUAAACAUUAAAGUGUUAUUCGUGGUGGAAAAAACAAGCGGAUAAUUCGGAGAGGGAAGGAAGAUACGCCGACUCCUUGAGCACAACAUCUCCGCAGCCAUGACUUCUUCUCACAACGUGAGCGGAGUGAAGCGGGACGAGAAGGGCAGGAACAUCCAGGUGGUGGUCAGAUGCAGGCCUUUUAACACGAUGGAGCGCAAGUCGUCCUACGGGGUCAUGGACUGUGACUCAAGCAGGAAGGAGGUGAUCGUGAAGACGGGAGGGGUGAACGACAAGGCGGCACGGAAGACCUACACGUUUGACAUGGUUUUUGGUCCGGCUGCAAAGCAGAUCGAUGUUUACCGGAGCGUCGUGUUCCCCAUUCUGGAUGAAGUCAUUAUGGGAUAUAACUGCACUGUCUUUGCCUACGGUCAGACGGGAACAGGAAAGACGUUCACCAUGGAGGGCGAGAGAACUCCCGACGGGGAGUUCACCUGGGAGGAGGACCCUCUGGCCGGCAUCAUCCCCAGAACGCUGCACCAGAUCUUUGAGAAGCUUUCUGAGAACGGCACCGAGUUCUCCGUCAAAGUGUCGCUGCUGGAGAUCUACAACGAGGAGCUGUUCGACCUGCUCAGCCCCGGAGACGACGUCAACGAGCGGCUGCAGCUGUUCGACGACCCGCGGAACAAACGCGGCGUGGUGGUGAAGGGUCUGGAGGAGGUGAUGGUGCACAACAAAGAUGAGGUUUAUCAGAUCCUGGAGAAAGGAUCGGCCAAGAGGAGGACGGCGUCCACGCUCAUGAACUCCUACUCCAGUCGCUCCCACUCGGUGUUCUCCGUCACCAUCCACAUGAAGGAGAUGACGCUGGACGGAGAGGAGCUGGUGAAGAUCGGGAAACUCAAUCUGGUGGACCUCGCCGGCAGUGAGAACAUCGGGCGCUCGGGCGCGGUGGACAAGCGAGCUCGCGAGGCGGGAAACAUCAACCAGUCUCUGCUGACGCUCGGACGAGUGAUCACCGCCCUGGUGGAGAAAAGGCCGCACAUCCCGUACAGAGAGUCCAAACUGACCAGAAUCCUGCAGGACUCUCUGGGAGGACGAACGAAAACCUCCAUCAUCGCCACCGUGUCUCCUUCCUCCAGCAACAUGGAGGAGACGCUGAGCACGCUGGAGUACGCCAGCAGAGCCAAGAACAUCAUGAACAAACCUGAAGUCAACCAGAAGCUCACCAAGAGGACGCUCAUUAAGGAAUACACGGAGGAGAUCGAGCGUCUGAAGCGUGACCUCGCCGCCACUCGAGACAAGAACGGAGUUUAUCUGUCCGCAGAGAACUACGAGACUAUGCUGAGUCAGAUCACCUCUCAUGAGGAGCACACGGUGGAGUACAGCGACAGGAUCGCUGCCAUGGAGGAGGAGAUCAAGAAGGUGACGGAGCUGUUCGUGGACAGUAAAUCCAAACUGGAGCAGUGCACUGAAGACCUGGACGAGCAGCAUCAGAGGCUGGAGGAGACGAGCAGAGACCUGCUGCAGACCAGAGAGAAGCUGACUCAGGAGGAGUUCGUCUGCUCGGAGCUCAACGCGGUGCAGGAAAGUCUGUACGACACGGCGGGACGGCUGCUGAGUACAGUCGCUGCCAGCACCAGUGACGUGUCGGGUCUGCAUGAGAAGCUGGACAGGAAGACGAAGGUGGAGCAGCACAACAGUGAGAUUCAGCAGAGCUUCUCUCAGCGGAUGCAGGGAGCGUUCAGCAACGUGCAGCGCUGCGUUCAGCAGCACGGAGCCCAACAUCACGACAUGCUGAGCAACUACUCGCAGGCCAUCGACGGGGUGCUGGCGAUGAACCAGGCGGCGCUGAAAGGAGCUCUGACAACCGUGGAGUCCUUCGUGGGUGGAGUCGGGCAGCUGGUGGCCGACGGCGUCACUCGCUGUCGGGACAAAGUGCAGCAGCAGGAGACGCUGUGUCUGCAGGACAAGGACGACCUGCUGCAGCUGCUGGACGAGCAUCGACUGGACGUGGAGGAGGUGCUGGCGGCUCGCACUCUGAUGGGUCUGUCGGCGGUGAAGGAGCUCAACGACACUCUGAGAGCCACCGUGGAGACGCAGCGAGCCCUGGCUGACAAAGUGGAGGCGAUGAAGGACGUGGGCGUGUUCUUCAGCGGGCUGGUCGGGGAGCUGGCGGCGCUGCGUGAGGAGGCGGUGGGGGGUCUGAGCUCGCUGCAGGCCGAACACGACGCGCUGGAGGACGAGAUCAGACGGGCGCAGGACAAACAGCACGCGAGUAUGAAGCAGACCAUGCAGCUCCUGCAGGAGCAGCUCGGCCUGCUCACCGUGGAGGCUCAGAGCGACUACAGCCACCUGCGCUCCGCAUCCAGAGCUCUGCAGAAGCCUCUGCACGUCCUGCAGCAGAACAUCAGCAGCGGCUGCAGCGCAGUGGAGCGUCGGGCCUCGGCUCAGGCGGACCUCCUCUCCUCCACCUCCUCCUCGCUCGCCUCCUCUCUGCGCCUGAACGCCGAUGAGAGCCGGCAGGCGCUGGAGGAGAUGUCGGGCUGCCGCUCCCACCUCCACAGCUCCGUGUCCGGUCUGGUCGAGCGUGACCUCCAGUGGAGCUCCAGAGUCCAGGAGCACGCAGAGACUCGAGCCCAGGAACAGCUCGCCCUGAUGGGGAACAUUUCCACUGAAGCUCAGACCCUCCAUCAGAGCGUGGAGACGCGCUGCACUGAGCAGCUCCGGACAGCCGAGGAGGAUCUGUCGGGUCGGCAGGAGGAGGCGACGCGGUCUCUGGUGGCCGUGCAGAACCAGACCUCUCUGGACCGGACCGUCCUGGACCAACAGCAGGCCGAGCUGCGGGACAGUGUGGAGACGAGCCAACAGCUGGUGCACGGCUUCCUGCAGGAGGAGCUGCAGCAGGACGUUCCCACCGGUGCGACCCCUCAGCGUCGGGAGUUUGUGUAUCCGCAGCGGUUGGAGAAGUCGCGGAGCCGCUGCGAGCUGCUGGAGAGUCUGAGUAGGCAGCAGGAGGAGCUGCAGACCGCCAUCGAGGAGGAGGAGGAAGACGAGGAAGAGGAGGAGGAAGAGAUGAACAACAGGGUUAAUCACGACUCUCUGGAGGACGAGCUGAGCACAUGUAACGAAAGCCUGGCCACGGAGCCGUCCUUCAUCGACGAGAACCUCGUCUUCAACGAGAGCAAACGCGUUCCCUUCUUCAAGCUGAAGAAAGGCGGGAAGAAGGAGAGCAAGGCCUCGAGGCACAAGGUGUCAGAAAAUGAAGCCUUGACGCCACAGAAGUCCAGACUGCCGCUCCGCUGCCAGAACUAAACCGUUAAUAUAUUUUACUAUGUUUUUAGUGUUUGUAAUCGUUUCUGUCUUCUAAAUGUUUAUUUGCUGUGUUGUUGUUUUAAUAGCGUAAUUGUCUCGACAUUUUCAAGUUGCUUGUAAAAUUAAAGAGAUUUCUACUUGUUUUUA
Cottoperca gobio is the source of this 3511-nucleotide messenger RNA. It is a transcript of the gene kif11, whose product is annotated as kinesin family member 11. The transcript has 27 exons. Lineage: Eukaryota; Metazoa; Chordata; Actinopteri; Perciformes; Bovichtidae. The record is from RefSeq and is a predicted model, not a curated record. Gene Ontology annotation, cellular component: nucleus; mitotic spindle; spindle microtubule. Gene Ontology annotation, biological process: mitotic spindle assembly; spindle elongation; microtubule-based movement. The coding region runs from base 173 to 3364 and encodes 1063 amino acids. Gene Ontology annotation, molecular function: plus-end-directed microtubule motor activity; microtubule binding; ATP binding.